UGCAACUUCGCCUGUAAGUUCCAGGCAAAUUUACCAUAUUGGCCCCCACACGCAACACCUUGUCUCUCAUCAAGCCCCUAUAUAAACCCGUCGCCCCGAGCUUGUGACCACCAAACCCAUUCUUCUCUCUCUAACUCCCAAACCCAACUUUCUCUCGCUAAACUCCCGGUGUACCCCCAUUGUCUUCCUCAUCUCACUUUCUCUUUGAAACUUCCAUAUUGUGGCCAAAAAAAAAUGGAAAUUCUCGGCAAAAACCAGGCGAAUCAUGCACCUCUAACGCCUGUUUCGUUCUUAGAGAGGGCGGGGGCGGUUUAUUCUAAGAGGAUUUCGAUCGUCUAUGGGAGGGUCAGGUACACGUGGGAGCAAACCAGAGAGCGAUGCCGUCGCCUUGCAUCAUCCCUGCGACACUUCAACAUAGAGAAGAACGAUGUUGUAUCUGUGCUGGCCCCAAACAUUCCGGCCAUGUAUGAGCUACAUUUUUCUGUACCCAUGGCUGGAGCCGUUUUGAACACGAUCAACAUUCGCCUUGACGCCAAUACGGUGGCCACCAUACUUCGCCUCUCCGGUGCCAAGCUUCUCUUUGUUGAUUAUCAGUUUUUUGCCCUGGCACAAGCUGCCCUGAACCUCCUCUGUGGUGAUUCAUCUGGCUCCCACUCUGCUUACCCCCUUACUGUGAUCUUCAUUGAUGAUGCGGACCAACCGUCUACGAUGCGUCCCCAACAUGUGGAGUACGAGCAAUUGGUUGAGGCCGGGGAUCCGACUUACAUGCCCCCACCAGUUGCUGAUGAGUGGGAUCCGAUUUCGCUGAACUACACAUCAGGGACCACCUCGGCACCGAAGGGUGUGGUGUACAGUCACAGAGGGGCCUAUCUUAGUACCCUUAGUCUUCUCCUCCAGUGGGAGGUUGGCAAUGAGGCUGUGUAUCUAUGGAGUCUGCCAAUGUUCCACUGCAAUGGUUGGACCUUCACCUGGGGGAUUGCCGCACGCGGUGGCACAAACGUCUGUAUGCGCAACACUACCGCUCCGGAUAUAUACCGUGCCAUCUCCGAGCAUGGGGUGACGCACAUGUGUGCUGCUCCGAUUAUCUUCAAUCUCUUGCUGAACCCUGCCGAUGAGCACAGGCUCAAGAAACCAGUCAGGAUCUUGACCGGCGGUGCUCCCCCGCCUGCUUCGUUGCUCGAUCAGAUUGAGCGGCUGGGGUUCCAUAUCACCCAUGCGUAUGGCAUGACGGAGGCCACGGGCCCGGCACUAGUCUGUGAAUGGCUCUCGGAAUGGGACCGACUGCCAAGUAAGGAGCGUUCACAGAUAAAGGCUAGACAAGGGAUCAGUGUCCUGAGCCUCGCAGAUGCGGAUGUCGUGAACCCUGAGACGAUGCAGAGUGUGCGGCACGACGGGCACACCAUGGGUGAAAUCAUCUUGCGUGGAAGCAGUGUCAUGAAGGGGUACUUCAAGGACCCCAAAGCCACCACUGAGGCCUUCAAGGGAGGAUGGUUCCACACGGGUGACAUGGCUGUCAUCCACCCUGAUGGCUAUGUGGAGAUCAAGGACAGGCUCAAGGAUGUGAUCAUCUCCGGAGGCGAGAACAUCAGCAGUGUCGAGGUGGAGUCCGUGCUCUAUCGGCAUCCCAAAAUAGCCGAGGUCGCCGUCGUGGCGAUGCCAAAUCAUCACUGGGGGGAAUCCCCUUGUGCUUUUGUUAGCCUGAAAAAGGGCUCCAAAGAUCUCUCAGAGGAAGAACUCAUUUCAUUUUGCAGGACCAAGAUGGCAGGUUACAAGCUCCCAAAGAAGGUGGUGUUUUUGGGGGAGUUGCCAAAGACUGGGACUGGGAAGAUACGAAAAUUUCAGCUUAGGGAAUGGGCCAAAGAUUUUGCCACACACAAUCCGUCCCACCCGAAUUUGAAGAGAACCCCUUCUCUCAACAACCAGCCAUCUUCCAGUGUGAAGGAUCACCAAUAUGUGGACCACCAAGUAAUGGCAAGGUCUCGCCUUUAAGUUAAUAAUUUUGUAUUCAUUACACUCAACUUAGUGAACUUAUCCACCGUUUUGGCCUUUGUCAAAGAGAUGGAAUAUGUAAGUAACUUCAAAGGAAGAUUUUGCAUC
Amborella trichopoda is the source of this 2097-nucleotide messenger RNA. Its product is annotated as trans-cinnamate:CoA ligase, peroxisomal. The record is from RefSeq and is a predicted model, not a curated record. NCBI's taxonomy places the organism in Eukaryota, Viridiplantae, Streptophyta, Magnoliopsida, Amborellales, Amborellaceae.